UUGCAUCUCCUCCUCCUUCCUCCAUUACUUCUCCCCUCUCUAUCCUCUGCCCUCUCCCAUCUCUCUCUCUCUCUAAAGAAAGACCGGAGAGAAACAGAAGAGCAGAGCGAGUAGAAAUACAGACGAGCGCCGACCGAGAAGAGAAUUUUUUCACUUGUGGAUCUGAAAUAUACUACAUACUAGCUAGAUUCGUUGUUGAAUUUGCUCGUCGUUGCUUUGCUUCCGCUGCCAUGGUGAAGAAGGAGGGGCCGUGCUGCCACUGCGGAAUCAUGGGCAGCCCUAUCUGGCGAAACGGGCCACCCGAGAAGCCGGUGCUCUGCAAUGCGUGUGGGACAAGAUGGAGGAAAAAGGGUACAUUGGAGAACUACACACCAACACGUCGUCCCCAAGAUGCUGAAGCGGAGAGGAGACAACCCAAGAAAAAGCCCGUCGUCCGCAGAAUAGUGAAGAAACAACCAUCUUCUGAUCACAACUUGGGGAAGACAGGGGAUGCUGCUGACACUUUUAGCAAUCCAUCUGGUUUUGGAUCAGCGGUGUCAUAUUCAGGUUCAGCGCAAUCACAUGCUUGGGAGUCACUGGUACCAUCAAGAAAAAGGACUUGUGUCGCUCGUCGUCGUAAGCCGUCAUCGCUGGAAACGCUUGUAGAGGAUCUCAACUCCAUAAUGCACGAAGAGAAGUUACGUUCUGGUUCAGGGCUUCGUACCAUUCCAGGAUCCUCAGAGGAAGACCUACUGAUUUAUCAUAGCGAAACUGCAGCUGGAUCCUUUGAGAUCGGUUACGGAAGCAUGCUGCUUACACAUCCAUUCAAGCAUGCUUCUUACUGAUUUAUCAGAGUUUUGUUUUUGGAACUGAACAAGUUCAGAGUUUUGGCUGGUUCAGCCUCUCCCUUUUUAUAUUGUGGCUGGGUGAAUGUACAUUAGUCAAUUUGUUUCUGGGUGAAUGUAUAUUAGUCAAUUCUGGCAGCAAUCAAUCA
Messenger RNA from Triticum aestivum (bread wheat), 973 nucleotides. Its product is annotated as GATA transcription factor 26. The record is from RefSeq and is a predicted model, not a curated record. Lineage: Eukaryota; Viridiplantae; Streptophyta; Magnoliopsida; Poales; Poaceae. Gene Ontology annotation, molecular function: sequence-specific DNA binding; zinc ion binding. Gene Ontology annotation, biological process: regulation of DNA-templated transcription. The transcript is spliced from 3 exons. The coding region runs from base 231 to 824 and encodes 197 amino acids.